AUGGCUGGCCCGCAGCAGGCCCCGCACCUCCACCUGGCCGAGCUCACCGCCUCCCAGUUCCUCGACGUCUGGCGACAUUUCGACACGGACGGAAAUGGCUACAUUGAAGGCAAAGAGCUGGAAAACUUCUUCCAGGAGCUGGAAAGCGCAAGGAAGGGGGCGGGUGUGGACUCCAAGAAUGACAACUUGGGCGACAAGAUGAAGGAGUUCAUGCACAAGUACGACAAAAACGCUGACGGCAAAAUCGAGAUGGCGGAGCUGGCCCAGAUCCUGCCCACGGAGGAGAAUUUCCUGUUGUGUUUCCGCCAGCACGUGGGCUCCAGCUCGGAGUUCAUGGAGGCUUGGCGCAGGUACGACACAGACCGCAGCGGCUACAUCGAAGCCAAUGAGCUCAAGGGCUUCUUGUCAGACCUGCUGAAGAAAGCGAACCGGCCCUACGACGAGCCCAAGCUGCAGGAGUACACACAGACCAUCGUUUUCUUUCUAGCCAUCUUGGUGCAUGUGUCUGCCCAUUUCAGAAGCCCAAUUUUUAGCUGCUUUUUUUUUCCUUUCAGCUCAUGGUGGUCCCAUGUGGAGAUGGGUCCCCCCGACCCUAUCCUGGGGGUGACAGAAGCUUUCAAGCGCGACACCAACUCCAAGAAGAUGAAUCUGGGUGUGGGGGCGUACCGGGAUGACAAUGGGAAGCCGUUCGUCCUGAACUGUGUUCGCAAGGCGGAGGCCAUGAUAGCAUCCAAGAAGAUGGACAAGGAGUACUUGCCCAUUGCAGGGCUAGCGGAUUUCACCCGGGCAUCUGCAGAACUGGCUCUGGGUGAAAACAGUGAGGCUUUCAAGAGCGGCCGGUACGUGACUGUGCAGGGUAUUUCUGGGACUGGAUCUCUGCGAAUUGGAGCCAACUUUUUGCAACGGUUCUUCAAGUCUAGCCGUGAUGUGUAUCUACCCAAACCAUCCUGGGGCAAUCACACACCCAUUUUCCGUGACGCUGGCUUGCAACUUCAGGCUUACCGCUACUAUGACCCCAAGACGUGCAGCCUUGACUUUUCUGGAGCCAUGGAUGACAUUUCCAAAAUUCCAGAGAAGAGCAUCAUCCUAUUGCAUGCUUGUGCUCACAACCCCACUGGGGUGGAUCCCCGGCAGGAGCAAUGGAAGGAAUUGGCAGCUAUGGUGAAGAAACGAAACCUCCUUGUGUACUUUGACAUGGCCUACCAGGGCUUUGCCAGCGGGGACAUCAACCGGGAUGCCUGGGCUGUGCGGUAUUUCAUCGAGCAGGGCAUCAACGUCGUCUUGUCACAGUCCUACGCCAAGAACAUGGGGCUGUAUGGAGAGCGUGCGGGUGCCUUCACGGUGAUCUGCAGUGAUGCAGAGGAAGCCAAGAGGGUCGAGUCACAACUGAAGAUCCUCAUCCGCCCCAUGUACUCCAACCCACCCCUGAACGGAGCCCGCAUUGCCUCUAUCAUCCUCAACACCCCUGACCUACGGAAGGAGUGGCUCGUAGAGGUGAAGGGCAUGGCUGACCGGAUCAUCAGCAUGCGGAAUCAGCUGGUGUCCAACCUCAAGAAAGAAGGAUCCUCCCACAACUGGCAGCACAUCACUGACCAGAUCGGCAUGUUCUGCUUCACAGGGCUGAAGCCUGAGCAGGUGGAGCGGCUGAUCAAGGAGUUCUCCAUCUAUAUGACAAAAGACGGACGAAUCUCUGUGGCGGGAGUUACAUCGGGCAAUGUAGGUUACCUGGCUCAUGCCAUCCAUCAAGUCACAAAAUAAAGACAAAGGUGUGCUCUGGAGCUAGUGGCUUUCCCCUCCCCACCGGUUGAAGAUGGGGAGGGAAAGGAAACAAACAGAGUAUUUCCAACCACAACACUUGACGCCGCUGCUGAAUGUAUCUUGUAGAUGAGUUGUUGUAGAAGCCUAGUCAAAACCGCCCUGUGUUGUGGAGCGGGGACGUCAUUGCUGGCUCCUGCUCGUCACAGCCGUUCUGCCCUGCUGUCCAUCCUUUAUCCAUCCGCCCCGGCACCCAUCUGCGCUGGAGGGAGAAAAUGCUCCGCGCUGCCAUCCUACCAGCUCAGGCACCAAAGCCUUCCUCACACUCGUUUCUCCAUGAAAAGGCUUUUGUUGAGGCUGUUGGCUGCUGGCCUAAGUGGCAGCAGGCGAGAAGCUGGGUGGGAGGGCUGCUCAGGUGCACCCCUGCUGCCUUCUCAGCGGGGCCCUGCUGCCAGCAGGCUCCAUCCUCCACCCCAUGGAACUGGGCAGUGCCAAGGCUGCCCUCCAACAACCAACUCGGAGGACUUCUCGCUACUAAAAUCCGCUCCAUUGUUGGCUUCGCUCUUUCCAUCUGGGAGUCUCCUUUCGGGUGUAAUUCACAGUGGCAUUGGUGUGUGGGGUGGAUUCAUGUCCCUCCUCUAAACCUGCCUCAUUCUCCUGACGUCACUCCUGUGCCCUGAGGUGAAACCAUUUCUCACUACCCCAAUAAGAACCUCUGAAAAGUGUUCUGUUGGUCUCUGCCUGUUCCUGUACCAACUCCAGCAGCCCUCCCUCUGUGGGUGUCCCAAAGCCAUAAGCUCACGUGGGGGUGCAGGGUGUCCCUCUCAUCUGCUUCUGUUCAGCUGAAUUUCUGGUGACACUAGAAAAUGGGAGGGAAAGUCUGAGAGCUGAUGACUCAAAAAACAUUCUGUCCUAAA
Molecule: messenger RNA, 2672 nt
Organism: Athene cunicularia (burrowing owl)
Lineage: Eukaryota; Metazoa; Chordata; Aves; Strigiformes; Strigidae
Product: aspartate aminotransferase, mitochondrial
Exons: 15
Coding region: 1-1758 (585 amino acids)
Biological process (GO): biosynthetic process; L-aspartate catabolic process
Cellular component (GO): mitochondrion
Molecular function (GO): pyridoxal phosphate binding; calcium ion binding; L-aspartate:2-oxoglutarate transaminase activity
Source: RefSeq, a predicted model, not a curated record